AGUCAUCCGUUUCAAAAGCACAACUUUUGGUGAAGGUUAAACAUCGCCCAACGGUUGUAAUUUUUAAAAUCACACGAAAGGAAAACCCAGGUUUUUAAUCUGAUGUUAUUUAAACUAGCAUCACUUAAAUUCGUCAAGCAUAAACCAUCCUGGAUCUCGUACUACAAUAAGAUCUUGAGAAAAAUGGGAAACGUUAAUUGUCAUAGAAGACAGGAGGCGGCUUCCAUUGGUAUAGAAAAAUCAUUGAGGAAUCAGGAGGAAAACUGCCAGUCCACUGAUCGUGAUGGAGACAGGUGUCAGCCAGAACCUCCGUCGUUCACGUGUGAAGACAUUGCGGAAAUUAGUGAGCAGUUUAGUCUAGGUACUUUUGUUUUUAUGGGGAAGAAAUGUGACCCAAAUGACCACUGCCGGGGUUUAAUACCAGAAGAUGCAGAUCUUUACACGAAUUGCAUGGUGCUGAUUAAAAAGGAACGAACAAAGACCGUGGUAUUUCAGCCCUCAAAAAGAAGGGAUCUGUUCUUAUACAAUGACAAUGGAGUGCUAACAGUCAAAAGAGUGAAGGACUUUAGGACGGAUGAAAAUUGUCAUUUUGUACAAACGGGCACAAUAAGCAAAGGUUCAAGUCCAACGAGAAUAUACACUUUCCAGUCCGCGGUGAACAAUGCCAUAUAUUUAGGGGUCAGCGACGGUGUGACCUUCGGAUUAACUGAUAUCAAUAGCACGGCGGAUACAGAUUUUAUGAAGCGUUUGUGUGUUAGAAAACCGUACGAGAGGUUUCUCAAGCCAAACAAAGAUACGGUGGUCCUGUAUAACAGUGACUCGGAGUUCGUGGUGGAGGAGGACAAGGUAGUCACGGACCCGGACCCCCUGCAUGGUUACUGCUACUACUACGAGGGCCAAGGAUUUGUGCAAAUUGUUAUUAGAAACAAUGUGGUCUUUGUAGAUUCGCUUGAUAACUACCCUUUUUGAGAUAAAUUAUGAAGAGGAUUAGUCUUGACGUCAGUUUUGGAGAAUGAAUGAUAAUGUGUCACAAGUAACGCAAAAUUGUGUUCAGAAUAGUAACAAACUCUUUUUUUCGCAAAACGGUUGGAAGUAUGAUUUUUUUCAAAUACUUAGUAUUCCUGUACGAUUAACUUUUUAAAUAUCACCAUCCUUUGAAUGGAAAUUAUUGGGUGAGAAUAUUGCUGAUCAAACUGUAACUGUCUUUGAUCAUGACGUUUCCUCAACUCCAAUAUUAUAUUAUAUUAUAUGUGCAUUAAAUGAUUAAAAAAUAUUAUAU
Messenger RNA from Saccostrea cuccullata (small rock oyster), 1279 nucleotides. RefSeq lists its product as uncharacterized. The record is from RefSeq and is a predicted model, not a curated record. NCBI's taxonomy places the organism in Eukaryota, Metazoa, Mollusca, Bivalvia, Ostreida, Ostreidae. Bases 103 to 969 code for a protein of 288 amino acids. The transcript has 8 exons.